UAUCCCAGAAAGGUCAGCUAAGUGUGAACUUGUUUAUAUAUUUUUACUUUGGGUUUCUGUUUGUUUUAUGAUCGAACAAGUUCUAAGUUUUGAUAUGAUCAAUGUUGUUUUUUUCCCUUUGGAACAGUAAUAAGAUGGACCCUAAUGAUUACAUCAGUCAUUUGCCUGAUAACAUCCUUAACCACAUCAUUUCCUUCCUCCCUUUUGAAUCCGGUGUCCGAACUUCUUUCCUUUCAACUCACUGGAAACACCUCUGGAAAGAGGCUUUGUUGGAACCUGUCCAUGAUGUAAUAACAAUGGAAGCUGCCACUAAAAUCAUACAAAAUUUUGUUGAUGAUUUCGAUACACACUAUAGGCCCAGAAAUAAAUGGGGGUUCAGAUUUGAGUUUCCUCAUGGAAGAGGCAUCUUAGUUGCUAGCAUUUCCAGCAAGGGUGCACUUCAACUUGAUUUUUCAGCUGGUGAACAAGAAUCACCAAGGCCAUUUGAUUUGUUUUUGAAGCUGAAUCUUACAUCGGCUAACCAUUUAUCACAUCGAUACAUGUGGUUUGAUUGGGGGCGGCUUGAGGAAAAUCACUCACUGCAAACCCACCAACCAUCUUCGAACACAAUGAAAGUAAAAUCGUUAUAUCUCAUAUCAGUAAGCCAACUGUCUAAUAUGGCAGUUUCUUCAUUGGUGCCAAAUUUGCCAUUUCUGCAAAGCUUGACUAUCGCCAAAUGCAAUGGAUUACAAUCUUUACAGAUAAAAGACGCCCAAGGGCUUCAUAAAUUAGUGGUCCUCGAUUGCCCCCGUUUACAAUCUCUCAGUUUUGAAGCUGUCUCUUUAAAAUCUUUCAGAUAUAGAGGCAACUUAGUGUCCUUCAAAGGUGAGCCUAGUGGCAGGUGUGGCUGUGGGUUGUUCUUGGAAGAUGUCAUGGUUGAUCUCAGACAAGGUCCUCUAACACAAUGGACAUGGGACUUUCAAACGUCUCCCUGUUGCCUUUAUUAUUAUGAUGUCUAUAAAAAAACCCUUUGUGGCUGCACCAACGGGAAAAGAUGUUUCAAAUCAAUUUUGAUAAGCAUAAGGGGUGUUAAAUCUCUAACAAUACGCAGAUGGUUUUUCGAGACAUCGAUGUGCAAGCCGUUGUCCUUUUCAAGUAGAGACCCUCUACUUUGUAUGAGCGACCUAAAAGAGCUUUGGUGGAUUGAUUGUUCAAUGGAAAGAGAAUCUAUUAAUGCUUUACUUUGCUUUUUGAAGCUUUGUCCUAACUUGGAAAGACUUUUUGUGACAGGAAGUCUUCUCAUUUUUUUUUAUGGACUUUGCAUAUUUAAUGGUAUAAGUAGCAAUAUCGAUCCAAAAUGCUAUAACAUGCCCAGCACUGGAAAAUACUCAGAUUUAGUCAUUGUUCCUGAUAAGCUCGGUGAUCUCAAAGCUGUGAAACUUGAAGGAUCCGCAGAUGAAGAAAAGGAGAAUUUCAUUGCUAGGAGACUGAUACCUUUAUUCGGAGAAAAUAAUCCAGUUAUUAUAUCAAAAUCAGGUGAGAAAUGUAUAAAACAUCUAGUAAAAGUAGCAAAGAUGGAGAAGAAAGGGAAGUACCCGUACAAGUUUAAAGUGGUUGAAAAUGUUGAUGAAUAUUUUCUGGAUCAUGUUCAUAUGAACGUCUAG
Messenger RNA from Gossypium arboreum, 1643 nucleotides. Its product is annotated as F-box protein At2g39490-like. Lineage: Eukaryota; Viridiplantae; Streptophyta; Magnoliopsida; Malvales; Malvaceae. Gene Ontology annotation, molecular function: protein binding. The coding region runs from base 102 to 1643 and encodes 513 amino acids. The record is from RefSeq and is a predicted model, not a curated record. The transcript has 3 exons.